UGUUUUAGUGAUUGGAAAUCCCAUCUUCAAUUCGCGCAAUCUGUGUCCAAAGUUUGAACCUUUGGCCAUUUGGGUCGUUUCAGAAACCUGCAAAUUAUGCAUAGGAGGUUCGAAUUCGGAGCCUUUGAAGUUUCUAUUUUUUGAUAAAUUUGUAGGGAGUGAGUGAAGAAGGGCUAUGGAAGCUUACAAGAGAUGGGUGAGAGAGAACAAAGAUUAUGUGCACUCGUUGGAGUCUUUGGCCAAUGGCUUGACAUGGCUUCUUCCAGAACGGUUCUCAGAAUCAGAGAUUGGACCUGAAGCAGUGACAACCGUUCUAGGCAUUAUCACUGCUAUCAAUGAACAUAUAAUCGAUACAGCGCCUGCUCAAAACAUUACAGGCUCUGUGGAGCCUUAUACAUUUCCUUAUCCAUUAUGCUUAUCUGCACUAAAAGAUUUAGAAACAUUAGUUGAAGUUGUGGCACAACAUUACUAUGGGGAUGAUAAGAAAUGGAGUUUUCUUGCUGUUACUGAAGGAACCAAGGUACUCGUUCGGUUAUCUUUGUUUCGGAAGAGUGGAUAUAAGAUGCUGCUACAUGGAGGGGAGACAUCUAAUGAUGCUACGUAUUCAGGUCAAAAUGGGUCCAAGCCUGAUGGGCAUUAUGGUUCUAGUUUCUUGUCAAACAAAAAUGGUCCAAACCCAUCGAAUCUGGAAGGAAGAGCACUGUCUGCUUUGAGUAAAUUUGGAGAUACAGCAAGGAUGGUGUCAGAUCCUGCACAGUUUCGUAGGCUUCAACACCAACAAGCAAUUAUGGCAUCUUCAAUUCCAAGGGCGGAGAGACCAACACUUUCCACCAUAUUGUCAAAAAGAGGUCUUCCUGGGGCAUUGUUUCUGAUUGGGGAAGUUCUGUUUAUUUGCAGACCACUUAUUUAUGUUUUAUGCAUCCGAAAAUGUGGUAUUCGGUCAUGGACCCCUUGGUUCCUCUCCUUGGCUACUGAAUGCAUGUCAAACACUAUUCUUUCGCUAGUUUCCACAUCAGCGACUAACAGGAAUGAGCACAAGUAUCAUCUUUCUGCCCUGGAAAAGGAUGAGAUUAAACGAAGGAAGCUGCUAUUUGUACUUUACCUUAUGAGGGAUCCAUUCUUCACCAAGUAUACGAGGCAAAGACUUGAGAGCACUGAGAAAGUUUUGGAACCUAUACCUGUCAUAGGAUUUCUCACAGCCAAACUUGUUGAGCUUCUGAUUGGAGCCCAAACAAGAUACACCUACAUGUCAGGAUCAUGAUAGAAAAACUAAGAUACUCAUAGAAAUUGGGAAGAUAUUCUUAGUGUUCUUCCAUUAUGUCUCCAAUCAAGAUCUUUCAAAUUACCAAGAGAUAUCAAAUCAGCAAAAGGUUUUGAUUGAAAUGUAAGAAACCAUGCAAGGGUGAACAUUACAAGAAUCCCAAAGUUGGGAAGUGUAAGGCUUGCAUGUGCCAUGUGUGGGGAUAAAUUGUUAGCUAUGAUUAUGAUAUGGCUCCACUCCCCACAAAUUGUUAUAAAUAGGGAUAUUAUAUUUUUAUUUAGGAGAUUUUGUUCCUUUUUUUUUUAACAAAGUUCUCUCAGAAAGAAUUUUAUUGUGUUGUUUUGCACUCAUAAUAAGUUAAGGGAUCAUCAAUUGGCAAGUUAAUAUGUGAUCUUGGAGAAAGAAAUUGUAUUGUUUAAACUUGUUCAUAUUA
Arachis stenosperma is the source of this 1694-nucleotide messenger RNA. RefSeq names its product peroxisome biogenesis protein 16. The coding region runs from base 176 to 1261 and encodes 361 amino acids. Gene Ontology annotation, biological process: peroxisome organization. The record is from RefSeq and is a predicted model, not a curated record. The transcript is spliced from 8 exons. Gene Ontology annotation, cellular component: peroxisomal membrane. NCBI's taxonomy places the organism in Eukaryota, Viridiplantae, Streptophyta, Magnoliopsida, Fabales, Fabaceae.